This is a messenger RNA of Ahaetulla prasina, 6800 nucleotides long. It is a transcript of the gene TLR5, whose product is annotated as toll like receptor 5. The record is from RefSeq and is a predicted model, not a curated record. NCBI's taxonomy places the organism in Eukaryota, Metazoa, Chordata, Lepidosauria, Squamata, Colubridae. The coding region runs from base 434 to 3016 and encodes 860 amino acids. Gene Ontology annotation, molecular function: transmembrane signaling receptor activity; protein binding. The transcript has 3 exons. Gene Ontology annotation, cellular component: membrane. Gene Ontology annotation, biological process: toll-like receptor signaling pathway; inflammatory response; immune response.
UGGACUUCAAAUCUGGGAGUUGAAAUCCACAAGUUUUAAAGCUGCCAAGUUUGAAGACCUCGGCUCUAAGUGCUUGAAGACUCGAGCCGCGCUAUGCAAAUUCAGGGGGGCGUGAGACGUCCUUUUGCCCCACCCUUGUGGGCCGGGGAGCCGAUCGAUCACCGGGAGGGUGAAGAAAGACGCCAGCUGCUGGACGGGCGGCCGGGAGUACGGGCAGUGCUAGAUGGAUGAACUAUAACUGGAGCCUUCCUCUGUUCGAUCGAAUGGCCCGAACAGGGUGGGUAAUAUUAAAGCCUAGCACCAAAACUGGCAGGGAUGCUACAGAAGAAGUCACUAUAUGAUGGGUACAACCAGGAUUGUUUCUUUUCUGUCCUAGCCAUUCAGCAUUCUUCUUGGAAGCAUCCCGCUUUCUGAGGCACAGAUUGAAAGCACGAUGUUUUAUCUCUGCAUGAUAUUCGUUGUUGGAACAGUGCUCGUGUGCCGAGAAACACUCGCAAUUCGUAGCUGUUCAGUGGAAAACACGAUAGCCUACUACGAUUUCUGCAAUCUCACUUGGGUGCCCCCUGUGCCUGAACAUGUUGAUAUUCUAUCCCUAAACUUCAAUUUCAUCCAGGAAGUUAAUGCAACCUCUUUCCCUCUGAGGGAGAAACUAAAGAUUUUAUUCCUUGGAUCACAAAAGCGCUUUCCCUUAACCAUAGGAAAAGAUGCUUUUAGGAACUUGCCAAACCUACAACACAUGGAUUUGAGUAGUAACAUAAUGAUGGUGUUAGACCCUGAUGCUUUUGUGGGCUUGUCUAGAAUCCGUAUUCUUCAACUGAUUCAAAAUCAUCUUGAUGGAUCCAUUCUGGAAAAGGAUUAUCUCAGAGAUUUGAUUUCAUUGGAAUAUCUGGACCUCAGAUACAAUAGAAUCACCCAUGUUCGCCCUCACAGUGUAUUUUAUAACAUCAAAUCCUUGGACAUUCUAGACUUGGAAUCAAACCCUAUUGAAUCUAUCUGUGAAGGAGAUCUUAAUAGUUUCCGAGGAGCAAGGUUCAAAAUGUUUAUUCUUCGUUAUACUGAACUGUAUAAAAGAUCUGUGGAUUGGGCUACUUGUGGGAAUCCUUUAAAAAAUGUUAACAUAGAAACACUGGACAUUGGAUGUAAUUGGUGGGGUACAACUCUAACACAACAAUUCUGUGCAGCUAUCAGAGGGUCCUCACUGUUUGGUUUGAAGAUGUCCUCUCAUGGUAUGGGCGCAUCAUUUGGAUUUAAUAAUCUUCCUGAUCCUGAUAUUAAUACAUUUGCAGGUCUUAAUGACAGUGGGCUCAUCUUGCUUGAUAUAUCAAAAGGCUGGAUUGCGACUCUUAAACCGCAAGUAUUUCAAUAUCUCCAUGAUUUGAAGCUGCUGAAUAUAAGCAAUAAUAAAAUAAAUAAAAUUUGGAAUGGAGCAUUUCUUGGUCUUCAGAAUCUGCAGUAUCUAUACCUAUCAAACAAUCUGCUUGGUGAGCUCUAUAAGGACACUUUUGAAGGGCUUCCUAAUGUGAUUCAGAUACAUCUAAAACAUAAUCACAUUGGAGUGAUUGAUAGAGAUCCAUUCAAAUCCUUACCAAAGCUUCAACAUGUGGAUCUCGAGGAUAACGCUUUAAAAGUAAUCGAUUCUCUUCCAAAUCUCUUCAGUGUUAUGUUAGGUGACAACCGGAUAGAGACUACACCUUAUUGGAAAAUAGGAUUUAUAAAUGCCACAGUCCUUAACUUAAAAGGAAACAGACUGGGGAAUCUGGGUGAUCUCUAUGAAUUUCUCCAAUUUCCAGCCCUGGAGUAUCUUGUUUUAAAAAACAACCGUUUAUCCUAUUGUUUCAAAUACAAAGACAUAGCAAAAGACAAUCAGUUGAUUUACUUGGACCUUGGAGACAACAUGCUAAAGCUUAUAUGGGAGAGAGGUUUAUGCUUGGAUAUGUUCAAAGCACUUUCCCGCCUGGAAAUUCUCUAUCUCAAUAACAACUACCUUACUUUCAUCCCAGAGGGUAUGUUUAGUGAGAUAAUGUCACUCAAGACACUUAACUUGUCUAACAACCUGUUGACUUCCAUUCCUCAAAAUGCCUUUCCUACAAACCUGAAAGUUCUUAAUUUGUCAUCAAAUCAGCUAUUUUACCCUGAUCCUCAGCUCUUUGCAACAUUAGACCAGCUGGAUAUCACCCACAACACAUUUUACUGUACCUGCCUAUUAAGCAACUUUAUUAUGUGGCUAAACCAAACCAAUGUUACUUUAGAUGGCUCACACAAUGACAUAUUUUGUUCUGGACCACCGGAGUUUGCUCAUGUUCCUCUCCAAGACUUAGAUACAGAGAAUUGCAAUGAACACAAGCUCAUGGAGCCUCUGCAGCUGUCACUCUUCAUUUUUACCUGUGUUACUAUAACUGUGUUUCUAGUAGCAGUAGUUGUUUUUACUCGUUUUAGGGGAGUUUGUUUCUUCUGGUUUAAAACACUCACACAAUUCCUCAUGAAGGAGCUCCCACCAGAACUGGAUCAACAGGGAUACAAUUAUGAUGCUUAUCUUUGCUAUAGCAGCAAAGACUUUGAGUGGGUCCAAAAUUCCUUGAUAAAGCAUCUAGAUUCUCAGUAUUCUAAGAAGAACAGAUUUGCUCUUUGCUUUGAAGACAGAGAUUUCCUGCCUGGGGAGGAUCAUAUCAGUAAUAUUCAUGAUGCUGUCUGGAAUUGUAGGAAAACAAUUUGCGUGGUCACAAAACAGUUUCUCAAGGAUGGCUGGUGUGUGGAAGCCUUUAAUUUUGCUCAGAGCAGGUAUUUCUCAGAUCUGGAGGAUAUCCUUAUAAUGGUGGUAGCUGGAUCUCUUUCUCAAUAUCAGCUUAUGAAAUAUCAACCAAUUAGGAUCUUUUUGAAAAGGGGGCAGUACUUGAGAUGGCCAGAAGACCAUCAAGAUUUGGAGUGGUUUUUAAGCACACUGUCUCACCAAAUAAUGAAGAAAAAGAAAAUUAAGAAGUCCCCAGCCCUUGAAUUGAAGGUUAUAACCGUUUCCUAACAGGUGUAGUUCCUGGCCACCAUGCAAUGUCAUAAGAAAGCUUACUUUCCAGAGAAUUUGUCAAUUUGUUCUGAUAUCAUACUGAGCCAUUUUUUCUAUCCAAUGAACUAGGUCAGGGGUGUUAAACUCAAGGGGUGCUUAGAUCUAGCCUGCGGGGCUGCCCUGGAAACAGUGAAGGACCGGCCUGCACAGCCCUUCCAAGCUCCGUUUUCACUGGCACUUGGGCCACCACAGGCACUCCCGACACAAAUGAUGUUGAGCUGGCCAUGCCCCCACCCCCACCCCAAGGUCAAACACAACCCUGAUGCGGCUCUCAAUGAAAUAAAGUUUGACACCCCUGAGCUAUUUGAAUCUGGUAUUGAUACUUCUCUGUUCUCUGUUAUAUCUGUGGUAAACUUGACUUCAUUUUUUUUCACUGUAAAAUGUCAGAUUACUUAUUAUAGUAUUAAGUUAGGGAAGCCAAGUUAUGGAUUAUUGGUAUGCAGGUAGUCCUCAACUUACAACCAGAAUUGAGCCCAAAAUAUAUGUUGUUAAGUGAGAAAUUUGUUAAGUAUGAGUUUAGCCCAUUUUAUGACUUGCUUGCUUGCCACAUUUAUUAAGUGAAUCACUGCAGUUGUUAAAUUAGUAACACGGUUGUCAAGUGAAUGUGGUUUCCACUUUGACUUUGCUUGUCAGAAAGUCACAAAAGGGGAUCACAUGACCCCAGGACACUACAACUGUCAUAAAUGUGAGUCAGUUGUCAAGCAUCUAAAUGUAAAUCACAUGACCAUGGGGAUACUGCAGCAGUCAUAAAUGUGAAAAAUGGUCAUGUCACUUUUUUCAGUGCCAUUGUCACUUUGAACGGUCACUAAACAAACUAUUGUAAAUCGAGGACUACUUAGACAAUUUGGAAGGCUCUUGCACAUGUUUAGAAUAGAACAGAAUAGAAUUUAUUGGCCAAGUGUGAUUGGACACACAAGGAAUUUGUCUUGGUGCAUAUGCUUAAAAGAAAAGAUACCUUCAUCAAGGUACAACAUUUACAACACAAUUGAUGGUCAUAGGGUACAACUGUAAAUGUUGCUGAUGUUGCUCAGGCCAAAAGGUGGGUAGGCGGGGGACGUUGCAGUCUCUGCUUUGGUGGGCUCAGAUAAUAGAUCUGUGCAAACAUUCAGUAGAGCAGUUUUUCAACUUUGACAACUUUAAUAAGUGUGGACUCCAACUCCCAGAAUUCCUGGAACUCCACACAUCUUAAAGUUGCUAAGCUUGACAAACACUCUAAUAGAGACUUUGUUUUAUUAGGAGCUAAGAUACAAACAUGGCUCCCCCCCCAUUCCAGUGUUUUGUAAUGUAUACGGUAUCUGUAUUUCUUUGUGCAUUGAGCAAUCAGCCUCUGCAGAUUUGUGCCAAAUUCAAUUCAAGAUAUUCAGAUGCCUUCCUAUCUUGAGGGACCAUCCUUUUUAGACUUCCUGUUCAUGGAGAGGUUUGUUUAUAUCCCACUCAAAAAAACAGGGUCACAGGAGUGCUUGGUGUACAAGAUGAGGUGCAGGGUAGCUUGCGUAGUUAUCCUGAAAGCUUGCAGAAAGUGAUAAUUGAAAUAUAGAAUGGCUGAACUUUUUCAGUGUAUAUUUUUUCAGGCAGAUCUGUGUUUUGUUUUUGCAUACAUAUUUCUUCUCAAGAGCAAUGUUUUGAAAUCUGACUGAGCAGGUCACUUUCCAUCAAGAUGUUUUUUUGGCUCAGUUAUUUCCUGUAAAUUAAGCACUUACCAAGGAGGAUUGCAUCAUUGCAGGUUCUUCCCUUGUCCUCUGUGUGUGUUUCUGUCAUGUGCACAGGAUAUCCCAACAUGCAAUUCUGAUGCAGACUUCCUUUAGCUGUCUAGAUUUGUUGGAUUGCAACUGCCAUAACUCCAGCCAAAUUUGGGAAAUGUUCAAAGUAUUUCACUAGUAUGAGGCACUGAGGCAGGGCCUUCCAGCAAUAUUUAUUUUGAAUGGAAUAGAAAGGUUUAAAUACAACUAUCACAGUGGCUAAGCAAUUUAGUUCUUAGUAGAGUGAAAUUCAGUACUUCACUUCUUACAUAUUAUUUAUUCUUAUUUUCAUUUUGUACAUAAUAUUAAAGUGUUAGCAAAUAUUUAAACAUAUUAUUUAAAAAAACUAUUUUGUGAGCCUCUUGAAUUUGUUUCAUAAUAACUACCUGAGAACAGGUGUGCAUGAGAAUUUAAUUCACUUUGUUUUUUAUAAGAACUUACCUAAACUCCCCCCCAAAAAUUAAGAAAAUAUUAAAGAGGUUAAAAACCUGAAUAUAGGAGACCACAACAAUGACAGAUUCUUCUAACAUUCAAAAAAAGUUGAAAUUAAUUUUUUUAAAGAUACCAGAUCAUUUUACAUGUGGCUGAAUUAAUUUAAAUAUUGAGUUUUUAACACAAAACAGCAUUCUUGUCCCCUGUUAACACAAAGUGCAUGACUAGUUACUGGUAUCAGGAGGCAUUAUGCAUUUCCAAAAGAUGUCAUGGAUUAUAAUUGAUAUGUGAUCCACUGAUAUGCAUUUUCAUCUCAAAGAAAGUCUUAAAUAUUUCUGGUAGCCUUGUUAUGGGUGAUUAGAAAGCACAAGUUCAGUUAGUGGACUGUGAAAAGAAUACCUGGAAUGUGGUAAUGUGCCUCUUUUUCUCUCUGAAAUGCAAAAGUUAAAUUGGCUAUUGAAGAAAGUCCAGAAUAGUCCUGCUGAGAGAGCUGGAGAGGAGGGGAAAUAAUAUUUAUUCCAUCAAGAAGCAAUCUGUUCCCUUUCUCACAUUAAAAGUGACUUUCCUAAACAACCUGCAUGGAAACCCAGUUAAUCAAAAUAAAGCAGGGAUGCCAAAGUUGAUUUCAUUGAGGGCCACAUCAGGGUUGUGUUUGACCUUGGGGGGCUGGGGUGGGCAUGGCCAGCUUGACAAUUCUCAUGUCAGGGGUGCCUAUGGUGGCCCAAGUGCUCUGCCAGUGAAAAUGGACUCCCAAACUCCGUUUUUGGCUGGGAUGGCUUCCUGCAACCCUCUGCCAGCGAAAACAGAUCUCGGGAGCACCGUGGGCCAGUCCUUCACUGUUUCCAGGGUGGCCCCGCAGGUCAGAUCUAACCACCCCGUGAGCCUUGAGUUUGACACCCCUGAAAUAGAGCAUUUGUUCCAGCAAUGUUACAUUUUUGCAAGACAUGUAGAACAGAGCUUUCUGUCUUAUCCAGGGUAGGAAAACAUUCAUGUAGUGAAAGGAUAGAGAGGUCAAAUUCUGCUGGAUUUUUAAAUUGGAGAAGAACAAGUUGUACGUAGCAUAGAAUGAAGGGAGCUGGCCCUUUGCUUUCCAGCAUGCUAGCUUUCCAUUGUAAAACUAGUUUUCUUUAACAGAAACAAUCUGGGAGGCAGGGCAUCUGAUGGGCACCAAGAGAAAUGCCCAGAAGUAGAUUGCCUCCUUCCAAAUGCCUUAUUGGGGACCCAGAAAAUAGAAGGGUGGGUUAUGAUCUUAAACCAACAGGAGUUUAGCUGGGGUACUGAAAUAUCUAUUAUGGUAAUUUCUGAGUGGCAUUCUCCUGCUGUUCCAGUUUUUUUAGAAAAAUAAGUGCAAAUAGGGAUGUCUCAAAAAAUCCAAAGGAGUGAAAUGGCAGUUUCUCUCUUCAAUAACUUUCUCAAACUAAAGUGUUUUAGUUAAUUAUUGUUUUCAUAACACUGAUUUAUGGGGUAUUUUGCAUUCUCACUUUGUUAUAUUAUGACCUUAACUGGUAUUUUGCUGUAUAUUAUAUCAUGAGAUGUAUAUUUAUUUUGUAUAAUUAAAAGAUUAAAAACAA